This is a messenger RNA of Ilex paraguariensis (yerba mate), 1916 nucleotides long. Lineage: Eukaryota; Viridiplantae; Streptophyta; Magnoliopsida; Aquifoliales; Aquifoliaceae. The record is from the annotation of a GenBank genome assembly.
UUUUUCACAAAUGUUGACAUUUAUAAGUAGUAUAGAUAUAGAUUUGGAAACAACAUUCUGGAGGCCGGUAAGAUCAGGUUUCCUAUGCAAGAAAAUUGCUGAUCCUGCUUGUGUUUCUCAUGUGAUUUUAAUAUUUACCGCUGAAGUUAAAAUAAAAUUAGAGGGUCUUCUUAACUUGCAAAUUUUAAAUUUUUGCUUUUUGUGUGAACUUUUUCAAUAAAGUGGGGCCUUCCUCUUUUUCAUAUGCUAAUUUUUUUUGCUUGCAAUACCCUCUGUUAUUACAAGAUAAUUGGUUGUGCUAUGAUAUGGCAAUGAAGGCUUUCAUUUCUUAUGUGUGAAGUAUAGCAAUCCUGUGCCAUUACAUUUGGAGCUAGAAGCAUCAUUGUUUUAAGAGCAUUUAUUGGCAGUGUUCACAUGGCCAGGCCGAGGAAAUAUUUAGUGUUAAAAACAAAUUCUGACGGAAAAUGUAACCAGCUGAGAAAUUUGGAACCCAAUUAAAGAUGUGCAAAUGAAUUGUGAUUGGGGGAUACAACACGCUUGUUAGGGAAAGGAGUGCAAAUAUUGUCAUCAUCUUUGAAUAAUUAUAGGUCAAGUUUGCAAUGGUAGUUGAACUUGUUUGUGUGCGCUCAAAAAGAAAGCUGCAUAUAAAUCUGGCAUUGGAAAUUCAGAAAAUUUUGUCAAAGAUGUCUUGCAUGAAGUUGUCUGGUUGUAUGAUACACAAUAGAUGUAUGAGAGCCGCUUUCAGCGGAAUUGGCUGGUAAAUAAGUGGAAUUUACUUUCUUUCCAUCACUGGAACAAUACUCCUUCAAGGGUUAGCCUAUUCCACUUUGGGUUUAUAUAGAGUUCCUUACAGCUCUGUUUUCCUGCAUUUAUAGUGAAGCUGUUGGACUGGGGAGAGGAUGGCAUGGCCACAACUGCUGAAACUGCUGCUUUGCGGGCUUCAUUUCGGCAAGAGGUUGCUGUUUGGCACAAGCUUGACCAUCCAAAUGUCACAAAAUUUGUUGGUGCUUCAAUGGGGACGUCAAAUCUUAAGAUUCCUUCUAAAAACACUUCAACUGAGGGUUAUAUUAACCUGCCAUCGAGGGCAUGUUGUGUGCUUGUGGAAUUCCUCCCAGGCGGAACACUGAAAAACCUCUUAUACAAAAACAGGAAAAAGAAACUUGCAUUUAGGAUUGUGAUUCAACUUGCUUUGGAUCUCUCUAGGGGACUGAGCUAUCUACACUCAAAAAAGAUCGUGCAUCGUGAUGUCAAAGCUGAAAACAUGUUGCUAGAUACUCAGAGAACUCUGAAAAUUGCUGAUUUUGGUGUUGCUCGUGUUGAAGCUCAGAAUCCUAAGGACAUGACUGGCGAAACUGGAACACUAGGGUACAUGGCGCCAGAGGUUCUUGAUGGCAAGCCAUAUAACAGAAAAUGUGAUGUCUACAGCUUUGGAAUAUGCUUGUGGGAAAUUUAUUGCUGUGAUCUGCCUUACCCAGAUCUUAGCUUUGCUGAAGUUUCAUCAGCAGUCGUUCGGCAGAAUUUGAGACCAGAAAUUCCCCGUUGUUGCCCAAGCACUUUAGCUAACAUUAUGAAGAAAUGCUGGGAUGCAAAUCCUGAAAAACGUCCAGACAUGAAUGAGGUUGUGAGGUUAUUAGAAUCAGUUGAUACAAGCAAAGGAGGAGGAAUGAUUCCUGAAGACAAGGCUGGUGGCUGUUUCUGCUUUGCUCCGGGUCGGGGUCCAUAACUCUUGUCAGUCAUUGAAGUUGUUUUGUGAUGCUUUCCAUUUAAUUCUUCGAGGUUUUUCUAAUGAAUGCUGCAAACAUGUCUCAAUGGUGUCCAUAAAUGAAGAUAAGUAGAGACAAGUUCAAGAUUUAUGUUUGAUAUUUUACCUAAGCAUAAUUGUGUUGCAAUUUUUCCUUAUGAUUAUCUUCACAGUG